Molecule: messenger RNA, 648 nt
Organism: Dermatophagoides pteronyssinus (European house dust mite)
Lineage: Eukaryota; Metazoa; Arthropoda; Arachnida; Sarcoptiformes; Pyroglyphidae
Source: RefSeq, a predicted model, not a curated record
AUCAAUGUCAAUCAAAUUCUGGACAAAAUAUCAACAAAAUGCCUACCUAUGAUGAUCGUAAAAAAACAGUCAACUAUUAUGGAGUGUUUACCCUUUGGGCAUCGCUUCUAUUAUUGGCAUCAUAUUUUUCAUUAUUUACAAGCGGAUGUAAACAAGUAGCAACAAUGGAAAUACAAAUCAGUUUAGCUGUUGCAUUUGUAUCCGGAAUAUUAAUAUUUUUAUUAAGUUUUUGUAAUAUUGCUAGCCGUUUAUAUCAUUCAAAAUUUAGUUUCUAUCUGAUUGUUAUUACAUUAUUGGCACUAUCAACAUUAUUAAUAUAUCAAUCAUAUCAAACAUGGAAUCAUGAAUGUAAAAUUGGUCGUUAUUAUGAACGUAAUAAUCAACUAUUUGAUAAUAUGACUGUAAAAAAAGAUGAAUUUGAAAAAACAUUACUGGCAAUAUCAAAAAAACGUAAUAAUCAUUAUAAUGUUUCAGCAUUAUUGGAUCUUAUUGCUGCAAUACUUUUUAUGGCAUCUGCUUAUGCAUUCAGGUAUCGUUUCUAACCAACAAUAACGAUACGAAUAUAAAUAUAUGAUUUAUAAUCAUCGAAUACAAUUAUAUUUCGAAUGCAAUUCAUUUCAUUUCAAUCAUUUCAUUGGUCAUCAUCAU